CACCGUGCCUCCUUCCUCUGAUGUCUGAUCUAUGUUAAAAAAAAUUUUUAUAUAUAUAAUUCUAGGCAACAAUCACCAGGUACAGUAUGUUUGGGGAAAAAGUACAUGACCAAAUGUAUGAUGGUGAAGCUAUGGGACUGAGAGGAAGAGGAAAUUGUUGCACAGGUAAAUGGAUGAGUGACAUGCUAAGGAUACGAAACAUCUCAUCUCAUGAUGGCACAAAACAGCUUCCUUCUUAUAUUUAAGACGUUGUGAAUAAAAUAUUUUUUGGUUUAAUAGACCAUAAAACCAUAGACCAUAAAACUUUUCCUUUCAAUUCUUUCUCUCUAGUUUUGCUUCUUUCCUCCCAGAGCAUGCUGAUGCUGCUCUUUGUAUCUGUUUACCUCCUCCCUCUUUCCCGUGACAGGAGGAUUUAUUCUCCACUGCACCAGUUCUCCACAUGCUUGCUCUCUUUUUCUCUCUUUCUCUCUCUCUGCUCUCUCUCUCUCUCUCUCUCUCUCUCUCUCUCUCUCACACACACACACACACACACACACUGAAACCCUCACUUUUAUAGUAGAAAAGCAUCAUGCGCUCUUCGGCUUCUCUCACCCUCCCUUUAUCUCUCCAUCCCUCCCUCCAUUCCUCGUCCUCAUCACCCCUCCCUCAGUACGUGUAGAAGGAACAUCGCUUGCUAUUGGUGUUGGCCUGCUGUUAAUGUCGUGCAUCAUUGCUACCGUAACCCCAAAGGGAGGAGGAGAGAAUUUUUUUUCCCCCUGUCUCACUCCCUCACUUGCCAAUAAUGCGGCGCACCGUAAUUGAAUUUUGAUGUUUUUUUUUGCUUCCUGCUGAAGGACAGAGUGUCACAGACGACCAGCCUGAGGAGAAGAGAGCUCUGCUUUAGCAGCGGUCAUGCAGCCCCAUGUGGCGGAGGUGGCACGCCUCUACCAGACCGAGUUUAUCCGGAGCGCACGUGCUAUGGGUGUCCUGUGGGCCAUCUGUACGCUCUGCUUUGCCGUCAUCGAGGUGGUCAUACUUGUUCAGCCAUCCUGGGUGGGCACACGUGAGCUUCGCUAUCCAGCCAGCAGAGUCGGAGGUAAACCGCCUCCACAGGCCGGUACGCUGGGUCUGUUUGAGGUGUGUGUGGAGGCAGACUGGCCGGUUCCUGAGUGCACAGGCUCUCUACGUACACUGACCCCUAUUCCAGCCUUCCAGUCUCCGGCUGUGCUGGUGUGCAUCUCCCUCACCAUGGUGUGGGUCAGUGUGGGCUGUCUGUGUCUGUUUCGCUUCUGCAACGCCGCAACCGUGUACAAGAUCUGUGCCUGGCUCCAGCUCACCGCUGGUUUCUGUCUGGCGCUGGCCUGCGUGCUCUUCCCUGAUUCGUGGGAGUGUGCAGAGAUGCGUGCGCUGUGUGGAGACAGUGUCGAGAGUUUCUCUCCGGGGAACUGCGCCGUGCACUGGGCCUACAUACUGGCCAUGCUGGGAGUUUUGGAUGCCGGCAUCCUCGCCACACUCGCCUUCGUCCUGGGCAACCGUCAGGAUGCACUGCUCCCAGAUGACGCCAAGGAUGGUGAUGUGACUGGGUUGUUACUAGAAGCAUAGCCGGCGAUGAAGCGAUGCCACAGACUCCUUUCAUCUGCGGCUGAUCGCUCCGUCUUCAUUGAAAGCUGGAGAAAAACAGACAAGCUCACUUUCUCCUCCCCCACAGCAUGACAUCAUCUCCCUGACGCUUACAUAAAAACUGCAUAGAAACUAGAGACGGUCGCCUGGCAACGGUAUCCGACGACUUCUCCAGCUGUAGGUGGAGGCAGAGAAAUACAAAGGACACUUGUUUUACAUUCUCGGUCGCCUCCUGAUAAGCAAAUGGGUGUCAUUGUAGAUAUUAAUUGUUUUUUUGUUGUUGUUCUGUUAGUUCACCACAUUGUCCAAGACCAACAAAUGUAUUUUCUCCUUGUUUGGUGUGAAUGUUAGGUUUUGUUUCAUUAGUGUGAACCUUGGAUAAGAUUUUGAUUGAAUUAAUGGUUUAAUUUCAUAUUCAUCUGAAAC
This is a messenger RNA of Tachysurus fulvidraco (yellow catfish), 2025 nucleotides long. It is a transcript of the gene lhfpl4b, whose product is annotated as LHFPL tetraspan subfamily member 4b. Bases 892 to 1581 code for a protein of 229 amino acids. Gene Ontology annotation, biological process: sensory perception of sound. Gene Ontology annotation, cellular component: plasma membrane. The record is from RefSeq and is a predicted model, not a curated record. The transcript has 5 exons. NCBI's taxonomy places the organism in Eukaryota, Metazoa, Chordata, Actinopteri, Siluriformes, Bagridae.